AAAUAAAAGCUGUGUCAACAAAGAGCAUGUUCGUUCAAUCCCCGGAAUAUGCUUCUUCCUUCCUAACCCCUUUCUCUGUGGCCACAGAAAUCUCCCCCAAGAAUUCCUCCUUCAGAAUGUUCAAGUCACAAUUUUUAUAACCCUAAAACUUCAAUUAUUUCUCCCUCUCUCGUUGGUUUUCUCCCCUUUGCAAGAAAGACUGUUAUGGACUGAUUUGUGAACUUCUUUCAUCCAAUCUGCUGCCCUGCAACAUAAUACCGCUCAUAAUGCAGAACCCAUCAACAGUAAGUCAGGACUCAAUCCCGGCUGCGUUUGAUCUCAUCGCCCAUCUGGGUCGCUUUGCUUUUAGUCGAAGGUUUCAGCUUCCGAAUUCAGAUGGUUGCUCCUCUUUUAAGCCGAAUUUCAUGUCUUUUGCCACGUUUAGGGGCUCCGUGAAUAGGCGUCAGACUGUUUCGUUUAGUUUGAAUGUUUGGAACAGUACUGCUUCAAGCAUUACGAGUGUAGUGGAUGAGUUCAAUAGAGUGAUUAAGUUUAACUGUGAUAGAAUCCCUAUUGGGUUUGCUUCGGUGCGGGUGGGCUCUGAGGAGAGCAAUGGAGUGCUGGAUGAUGGGUUUGGGGUUUUGGAGGAGGAGGGUUUGCCUAUGAAUGAGGUUGUAACCAAGAAACCCAGGAAAGUUUUGAUUUUGAUGAGUGAUACUGGUGGGGGUCACAGAGCGUCUGCGGAAGCUAUAAAGGCUGCUUUUAGUGAGGAAUUUGGGGAUGAGUACCAGGUAUUUGUUACGGAUUUAUGGACAGAUCACACGCCCUGGCCAUUUAACCAAUUGCCAAAGAGUUACAAUUUCUUGGUGAAACACGGAUCAUUAUGGAAAAUGACGUAUUAUGUAUCUGCUCCUCGGGUGGUUCAUCAAUCUAACUUUGCUGCAACCUCAACGUUUAUAGCUAGAGAGGUGGCUAAAGGAUUGAUGAAGUAUCAGCCAGACAUUAUUAUCAGUGUGCAUCCACUUAUGCAACAUGUUCCACUUCGUAUUUUGAGAGCAAAGGGUCUGCUGAAUAAGAUAGUUUUUACCACGGUGGUCACAGAUCUAUGCACUUGUCAUCCUACAUGGUUUCAUAAGCUUGUAACUAGAUGUUACUGCCCAACAACUGAAGUGGAGAAAAGGGCAUUGAAAGCUGGACUGAAACAUUCCCAAAUAAAAGUUUAUGGCCUUCCUGUGAGACCUUCCUUUGUGAAGCCCAUUCAACCAAAGGUUGAGUUGAGGAAAGAAUUGGGAAUGGAUGAGGAUCUUCCGGCUGUUUUGCUGAUGGGAGGAGGAGAAGGGAUGGGACCCAUUGAGGCUACAGCAAGGGCACUUGGAGAUGCAUUAUAUGAUGAGAAUCUUGGAGUGCCCAUUGGUCAGGUCCUUGUGAUAUGUGGCCGUAACAAAAAACUUGCAAAUAAAUUGCUUUCAAAUGAUUGGAAAAUUCCUAUCCAGGUCAAGGGAUUUGUUACAAAAAUGGAGGAAUGUAUGGGUGCUUGUGACUGCAUUAUCACUAAGGCUGGCCCAGGGACAAUUGCAGAAGCCAUGAUCCGAGGCCUUCCCAUAAUUCUCAAUGAUUAUAUUGCAGGGCAGGAGGCCGGCAAUGUGCCUUACGUGGUGGAAAAUGGAUGCGGGAAAUUUUCCAAGUCACCAAAAGAGAUAGCAAACAUCGUUGCUGAAUGGUUUGGCCCCAAAGCAGAUGAACUGAGGACCAUGUCUCAAAAUGCAGUAAAGCUAGCAAGGCCUGAUUCUGUAUUCAAGAUUGUUCAUGAUCUCCAUGAGCUCGUUAGACAGAGAAAUCUGGUACCCCAAUUUUCAUCUUCAACUUAGUUCUUGUGCUCCCUCCACGAAUCAAUUUUGUUACAAUUUGCUUCCCAGAAAAUGUAUAACUAAGCAUACUAUUAUUUUUUGGGAAAUUAUUGUUUUAAUAAAGUCUUAAUUGAGAU
This is a messenger RNA of Rubroshorea leprosula, 1963 nucleotides long. The record is from the annotation of a GenBank genome assembly. NCBI's taxonomy places the organism in Eukaryota, Viridiplantae, Streptophyta, Magnoliopsida, Malvales, Dipterocarpaceae.